AUGUCUAUCGUGACAAGAACAUCCAACAGCGGUCUCUCUGAGACAACCUCCCAGCCAAAGGCAGAUUCUUCAACAUCUAUUGCAUCCAGCAUAUCUGAUAGUGGCUCCCAUUCAACAAAAUCCGACCCCAAUGAAGAUUCUACAGCCACAGCUUCCUCCCACUCGGAAACUUCCACCAUAGCCACGCCCUCCAAAACAUCAUCGGCAGCCGUCACAUCUGGGACUUCAGGCAUGGCUUCCAAUCCGUGUCCUGGUCAGAACCUCACCACGGUCACUGGCUCCGAUGGAUCGAUAUUUACAUUACUGUGUGCUGUGGACUGGCCCAGUGGUAUUCAGACAGCAUACGGCAACGGAAAAGUCAGUGACUUGACGAGGUCAACUGAAUAUACCUUGAAGUCCUGCAUUUCACAAUGUGUGCAGUGGAAUACGGAGAACAACGAGAAGUGCAAAGGGGUCAUCUACACUGCAAAUUUGACAGCUUCAUUUAGUGGUGGACAGGACGGCAAUUGCUUUUUGAAGAAUAGUGUUGGGAAAUAUUAUCCUAAUUCGGAUGCCUCCAUGGCUGCUGGGAUAUUGGGAGGCUGA
This is a messenger RNA of Penicillium vulpinum, 585 nucleotides long. RefSeq lists its product as uncharacterized. The coding region runs from base 1 to 585 and encodes 194 amino acids. NCBI's taxonomy places the organism in Eukaryota, Fungi, Ascomycota, Eurotiomycetes, Eurotiales, Aspergillaceae. The record is from RefSeq and is a predicted model, not a curated record. The transcript has a single exon.